AUGUCGGCAGCCGCGCGUGCAAUGCUAGGCAAGGUCCGCAAAAUCGUGCCCCCUAUGCUGGAGAAAUUCCACAAGGGCCAGCUCGGUCGGGUCGCCGUCAUUGGUGGCAGUGCGGACUAUACAGGUGCCCCGUACUUCUCGGCCAUGGCUUCAGCGCGAUUGGGGUGUGAUCUAUCCUACGUCUUCUGCGAACCGUCCGCUGCACCAACAAUCAAGUCAUAUUCGCCCAACCUGAUGGUGUCACCGAUCCUCAGGUCCACCGUGUCAAUAUCUCAGGCGCAGAAAGAGAAAGAACCGUCGGGAGAAGAGUUGGCGCAGCCAAUUCUGGAUAUGCUACCCAGGUUGCAUGUGCUGGUCAUUGGACCUGGGCUGGGCAGAGACAUCGUCACCCAGAAGCAAGUGAAAGCUGUGAUAAAGGCCGCGAAAGAACAUAACCCACCCAUCCCUAUGGUACUGGACGCAGAUGCUCUCUGGAUUGUCCAGACAGAUCCCGAUCUCAUCAAAGGCCACAAAGAAUGCAUUCUCACCCCGAACGUGGUUGAGUUCGGUCGCUUGGCGAAGUCGGUUGGCCUGGACCAAAGCGGAGAUCCGGAGAAGGCGUGUCUGGAGCUCUCUAAGAUCUUGGGAGGGGUCUGCAUCAUCCAGAAAGGCCCUGUCGACUACAUCUCUCAGGGUGUCGACACGACCGUGUCUGAGUUCGAAGGUGGGUUGAAGCGAGCUGGUGGUCAGGGUGAUACCUUGACCGGUUCCUUGGGGACGUUGCUUGCAUGGCGGGAGGUGUAUCAUGAGAAGUUGUGGGAUAUCGGCGAGGAGAUGAGUCGAGCUGAGACGUUGUUGAUCGCGGCGUUCGGUGGAAGCGCGAUCACCAGAGAGUGCUCGAGGAGAGCAUUCGCAACGAAACAAAGAAGUCUGCAAGCAAGUGACCUGACUGAGCAAGUACAUGAGUCGUUCCUGACCCUCAUCGGCGAGACAACACCAGGGUUGAAGCAGAACCUGUGA
This is a messenger RNA of Cladophialophora yegresii CBS 114405, 999 nucleotides long. Its product is annotated as YjeF. The record is from RefSeq and is a predicted model, not a curated record. Gene Ontology annotation, biological process: metabolite repair. The coding region runs from base 1 to 999 and encodes 332 amino acids. Gene Ontology annotation, molecular function: ATP-dependent NAD(P)H-hydrate dehydratase activity. The transcript has a single exon. NCBI's taxonomy places the organism in Eukaryota, Fungi, Ascomycota, Eurotiomycetes, Chaetothyriales, Herpotrichiellaceae.